Molecule: messenger RNA, 5292 nt
Organism: Bacillus rossius redtenbacheri
Lineage: Eukaryota; Metazoa; Arthropoda; Insecta; Phasmatodea; Bacillidae
Gene: RpI1
Product: DNA-directed RNA polymerase I subunit RPA1
Exons: 32
Coding region: 107-5218 (1703 amino acids)
Biological process (GO): DNA-templated transcription
Cellular component (GO): RNA polymerase I complex
Molecular function (GO): DNA binding
Source: RefSeq, a predicted model, not a curated record
CGUGUGGUGUUUUUAAAGAUAUUGCCAUGUGACGCUGUUGGCAGGAGACUGUAGUUGUAUAUUUAAGCGAGCGUGUAUUACGAUAUCGUAUUCGUAUAUUCGCACGAUGGAGUUCCCUCGCAUGAACGCCGUGUCGGCAUCCUUCUCGCUGUUCUCCGGCGAGGAAAUAAAGAAGCUGAGUGUGGUGAGGAUCUCGACGCCGCUGGUCUUCAACGUCCUCGGCCACCCGCUCCCGGGCGGGCUGUACGACCCGUCGCUAGGGCCCAUGUCGGAGAGGAGCGACCCCUGCAAGACGUGCCACAGGAACUACACGCUGUGCCCGGGCCACUUCGGCUACAUCGAGCUGCCCCUGCCGGUGGUGAACCCCAUGUACUACAAGCACGUCUACACGCUGCUGCGCAUGCUGUGUCUCUCCUGCCGCGCCUUCCAGGUGCCAGAGUACCUGCGGCACCUGCUGAGCACCCAGCUGGAGCUGCUGGACGCUGGCCUCUUGUCCGAGGCCCAGGACGCGGAGCUGGUGGUGGCAGAGGCGGUGGCGUCCUGCAAGCAGCCCUCCGCCCUCCACGAGGAGGCCUUCGGCAUCGCAGUCCGCGAGCGGCUGGACGCGUACCGCCGGGAGGUGCUGGGCGGUGCCCCUGACGACGACCAGACGUGCGCGCAGACCAAGAACACGGAGUACAUGCGCAACAGGCUGAUGGAAGCGGUGUGGAAACUCGUCGCCGAGGUGAAGAAGUGUUGGAAGUGCAAGAAGCACAUCAAGAAGAUCACCAGCUUCCAGAACAGGCUCCUCAUUUCCGUGACGAAAGUGGAGACCUCGAGCAAGUUUCAGACUUCGAGCAAAGAUCCGAUCAUGCAGUCGGCCAAGUCCAAGUCCGAGAUAACAAUGAUAAUGCCGACCGAGCAAAGGGAGUAUCUCCGCAAGAUGUGGGAGGCGAACGCAGACUUCGUCGCCUGUCUGUUCCCGGUGCUGAAGAAGUGCAGCUACGAACACCCCACGGACCUGUUCUUCCUGGACAUCGUGCCAGUGAUACCACCGCGCAUGAGGCCGGUGAACUUCGUGGACGGACGCCUGGUGGAGCACCCCCAGAACGAGGUGUACAAGCACAUCCUGGAGGAGAGCAUGGUGCUGCGCAACGCCACCAAGGCGGAGCAAGCGGGGCGCGUGGACGGCCUGUCGGAGGAGGGCAAGACGGCCGUGGAGCAGGCGAGGGGGGCGACCUUCCUGGAGAAGGUGCACUUCGUGUGGCAGCAGAUCCAGGCGCACGUGGACCACCUGUUGGACGCCGGCUUCAGCCCCGCCGUCAGCAGCGGCAAGAACAUCAGCGGCCUCAAGCAGUUGAUGGAGAAGAAGGAGGGGCUGAUACGCAUGCACAUGAUGGGCAAGCGCGUCAACUACGCGGCGCGGUCCGUCAUCACCCCCGACCCGUACCUGAACAUCGAUGAGGUGGGCGUGCCUGAGGUGUUUGCCUCGGUGCUGACGUACCCCACCCGCGUCACCACGUGGAACGUGAAGGAGCUCCGGCAGAUGAUCAUCAACGGACCCAAGAUAUACCCCGGGGCCGUGAUGGUGGAGUUGAGUGGCGGCCGCAAGGUGCUUCUGAAGCAUGACGAUGAGAUGCAGCGUAGCAGUUACGCUAAACGUCUUCUAACACAAGACGAAAGCAACGCCAACAACAUCAAAGUGGUGCACAGGCACUUGCUGAGCGGAGACGUGCUGCUGCUGAACCGCCAGCCGACGCUGCACAAGCCCAGCAUCAUGGCGCACACGGCGCGCAUCCUGCCGGGGGAGAAGACCCUGCGCCUGCACUACGCCAACUGCAAGGCCUACAACGCAGACUUCGACGGCGACGAGAUGAACGCGCACUUCGCCCAGAGCGAGCUGGGGCGCAGCGAGGCCUACAACCUGCUGAGCGUGAACAACCAGUACGCGGUCCCGAAAGACGGCACGCCUCUCAGUGGCCUCAUGCAGGACCACGUCAUCUCCGGAGUGCAGAUAUCGCUCCGGGGUCGCUUCUUCACCAGGGAGGACUACCAGCAGUUCGUGUUUGUGAGCCUGGCCAACAAGCGCGGCCACAUACGCCUGCUGCCCCCGGCCAUCCUGAAGCCGCGGCAGCUGUGGUCCGGCAAGCAGAUACUGUCCACCAUCAUCAUCAACUCCAUCCCCAAGGGCAAGCAUCCCAUCAACCUGGCGGGCGUCGCCAAGAUAGCCAGCAAGGCGUGGGAGGUGAGGAAGCCUCGGAGGUGGAAGGCGGGGGGCACCCCGUUCCCCGACGCCAGCACCAUGAGCGAGGCGGAGGUGGUGGUGCGGAGGGGGGAGCUGCUGUGCGGGGUGCUCGACAAGGCCCACUACGGGGCGACCCCGUACGGACUGGUGCACUGCAUGUACGAGCUGUACGGCGGUGCGUGUUCUGGUCGCAUACUGAGCUCCUUCUCCAAGCUGUUCACGAGCUUCCUGCAGAGACGAGGCUUCACCCUCGGGAUCGAAGACAUCCUCAUUCUGGACGGGGCAGAGCGGGAACGCACUGCCGUCAUAGAGGAAGCCAGGAAGGUCGGACCGGAAGUCGUGAUGUCGGUGCUGAGCCUGGAGGAGGGGGACGAGGGGAAGGUGGAGGCAGAGCUGGAGAAGCUGUAUCGAACGGGCGUCAAAGGGCGAGCGGUGAUCGACCGGGCGUACAAGACAACCCUGGACACAGUCACAGACAAGAUAAACAAGGCGUGCCUCCCCGCCGGCCUGCUCCGCCAGUUCCCCGCCAACAACCUGCAGCUGAUGAUCGAGUCGGGGGCCAAGGGCUCCAAGGUGAACGCCAUGCAGAUCUCCUGCCUGCUGGGGCAGAUCGAGCUGGAGGGCAAGCGGCCGCCGCUCAUGAAGUCCUGCAAGUCCCUGCCGAGCUUCGCCAGGCUCGACACCACGCCCCGCGCGGGGGGCUUCAUCGACGGUCGCUUCCUCACCGGCAUUCAGCCGCAGGAGUUCUUCUUCCACUGCAUGGCCGGGCGGGAGGGCCUGAUAGACACGGCGGUGAAGACCAGCCGCAGCGGCUACCUGCAGCGCUGCCUCAUCAAGCACCUGGAGGGGGUGACGGUGCAGUACGACCAGACCGUCAGAGACAGCGACGGCAGCGUCAUACAGUUCUGCUACGGGGAGGACGGCAGAGACGUGCUCAGGGCUCAGUUCCUGAAGCUGCAGCACAUGCCGUUCCUCGCCGAGAACUGCCAGGCCAUCUUGGAGAGCGAGAAGGAGAUGACCAAGCUGCUGGACGAUGAGGACAUGGAGGCCGUUCAGAAGCAACGCAGAGCUAUUCACAAGUGGAUGAAAAAGAACGGGAGUGUUCUGCAAAAAAGGCUGCCUAGGCCCUUCACGAGAUUCUCUCGAGAAGUCGACCCGUCCACGGUUACCAACUCUCCGGACAAACUGCUGAAGAAGCAGGGGAGAGUGAGAUCGGCCCACAAGCUGUGCAAAAUGUGGUCCAGCGAAGACGCGGAAACUCGGGCCAGGCGGCAGCGGUGCGAGGGGAGGUGGGGGCGGUGCCCGGACCCCGUGGCGGCGGCGGUGAGUCCCGCCCGCACCCUGGGGGCCGUCACGGAGCAGCUGGAGCAGGUGAUGGCGCAGUACCGCGGCGGCAAGCUGGCGAGCGGCAGGGACCCCUUCCAGGACAUGGUGUACCUCAAGUCCCUGACCUCGCUGGCGGUCCCGGGCGAGCCAGUCGGCCUGCUGGCGGCGCAGUCGAUCGGGGAGCCGUCCACGCAGAUGACCCUCAACACGUUCCACUUCGCGGGGCGCGGGGACAUGAACGUGACGCUGGGCAUCCCCCGGCUGCGGGAGAUACUCAUGAUCGCCUCCAAGAACAUCAAGACUCCGAGCAUGGAGAUCCCGUUCAGGACGGACGUGCGGCGCCUGGGGCGGGAGGCGGAGAGGCUCCGGCGCCGGCUGACGCGCGUCACCGUGUCGAGCGUGCUGGAGCACAUCACCGUCACCGACUGCAUCUCGCUGCAUCCGUCCAGGCGGAGGGUUUACGUAGUGAGGCUGCAGUUCCUGCCGUGGUCCUGCUACAGGACGGACUACUGCGUGAAGCCGUCGCACAUACUGCACCACGUCGAGAAGAAGCUGGUCACCAGGAUCCUCACUGAGAUGAAGAAGAGGCUGAAGUUCCACGGAGGGCUACUGCACUCGGAGAACGAGGGCCAGAGGAAGAAGCGGAACGAAGACGAGGACGAAGGAGGGGAGGGGGAGGCUGUGGAGACGGAGGCGAGUCUGGAGAGAAUGAAGAGGUCCAGCAGACACGAUGAUGAGGACAGCUCCGAAGAAGAGUUUGAGGGGGAGGAGGCAGACGCGACGGAGGCUCGCACCCACGCCAAGCACUCGGAGGAGCAGGAGUACGACGAUCCCGGGGACAGCGACCGGGACGAGGAGGAGGAGGAAGGUUCGGCAGAUGAAGAGAAAGAAGCUGGUAAACUUGACAACACUGUUCCUGAUCCUCAGUCCAGAGACAGUGGAGAGGAUGAUAGUGAUGAGGAAGACGAGGACAAAGUUCCUUUGGUUGAAGAACAUUCUGGAAAAGUGCGGAGAAGUCACGUGGUUGGAAUUCAUACAUUUGUGGAAGAUUACGAGUAUGACAAAGAAAAUGAACUGUGGUGUGAAAUAACAUUUGGGCUGCCGCUGAUGAAGAAGAAGCUGGACAUGUCGACGCUGCUGAGGAACGUGGUCGAGAAGUCUGUGGUGUGGGAGGUGGCGGACAUCAGGCGGGCCUUCACGUUCGUCAGCCCGGACACCGGCCUGCUGACCCUCAAGACGGAGGGCAUCAACAUCCACGAAAUGUUCAAGUUCCGACAUCUCCUGGACCUGGACAAGCUGUACACGAACGACAUCUACGGCAUGUCCCAAACGUACGGCAUCGAAGCGGCAAGAAGGGUCAUAAUCAAGGAGGUGCAGGACGUGUUCAGGAUGUACGGCAUCACGGUGGACCCCCGCCACCUGCUGCUGGUGGCCGACUACAUGACCUCCGGGGGCCAGUUCGACCCGUUCAGCCGCAAGGGGCUGGACCUGAACGUGUCCCCGCUGCAGAAGAUGUCCUUCGAGGCGUCGCUCGGCUUCCUCCGCACCGCCACCCUGCAAGGCAAGACGGACGUGCUGAAGUCUCCGUCCAGCCGCAUCAUGGUGGGACAGCCGUGCCUCAGUGGGACUGCCGUGUGCUCCGUCUUCCAGAAGCUGGUCGUUACGUAGUGCCCGUGACGUGGCCGUGUAUAUUCCUGUACAGUGCAGCCACAUCUGUCAAUAAACUGUACUUUAUUGAUCAA